CGGCAGGUUCGCUGCCCGCGGCUCGGAGUCUGCGCGGUGCUGGCGCUGCGAGCGGGGCGCGGAGGCCGGGCCCAGGCAGCUGCACGGAUGCCGUCUGAUAGCCUGGAGCCUCGGGGGGACGUGCCAGCUCUAGCCGGCUUAUCCUAGGAGCGUCUUUGACACACUGAGCUGCAGAUGGCCUUGAAAUCUCACUGACAGGCGAAAGGGAAAUUGAGUCACACCAAAGCGGCCUCCUGCCCUGGUACCUGCCCCUGCACGCCCGCUCUACGAGCCAUGGAGGCCACCGACGUGCCGGUGGGGAACCUCAUUGACUUUGAUUCCGAGCCCCCUGCCUCUGUCCCCGCUGAGUCCCCUCCCUCGCCCCCUCAACCCUCCAGCGGCAAUGAGUUACUGGCGGACCUGGGGGAUCCAGUGGCUGUAGGAGAGGAGAGCGACACCACGGAGUCGGCCGACAGUGAGAAUGACAUGGGGGAUUCGCCCAGCCAUCACAGCUGGAACAACUACCGUCGCUCCUCGUCCAAUGAGUCCUUCUCGUCCAACCAGAGCACGGAGUCAGCCAAGGACGAGGUGAUGGUGGAGCGCCGGGAGUUCAUGAGGCAGUACGUGGAGAAGAUCUUCAGUGGGGGGGAGGACCUGGACCAAGAAGAGAAGGCCAAGUUUGGGGAGCUGUGCAGCGGAGAGAACGGAAAAGGCAGGGAGUGGUUUGCAAGAUACGUCAGUGCUCAGCGUUGUAACUCCAAGUGCGUCUCGGAGCAGACUUUCUAUCGGCUGGUGCAGUCCUUCGCGGUGGUGCUGUUCGAGUGUCACCAGAUGGAUGACUUUGGUCCUGCCAAAAAUCUAAUGACCAUGUGUUUCACUUACUAUCACAUCGGUAAAGCCCAGGCGCUGCCCUCAGAGGCUAAGGAGAAGCCCAUGGGGAGCAUCGACUCGUACCUGAAGUCGGCAAACAGCUGGCUGGCUGAGAAGAAAGACAUUGCCGAGCGACUCUUGAAGAACACGUCAGCGAAGACUGAGAAUGUGAAGGGCUUCUUCGGGGGGCUGGAAACCAAGCUCAAGGGACCCACGGGCAAGAAAAGCGAGGAAGGGGAAGACAAACCGAAGGAGAAGCUGCAGAAGACAGUUUCCUUGUACAGCCCCGAGGAGGAGGAGGAGGAGAAGAAGGGAGAGAAGAUCUAUUUAUAUAUGCACCUGAAGCAGCAGCCUAUCUGGCACACCCUGAGAUUUUGGAACGCAGCCUUUUUUGAUGCUGUCCAUUGCGAGAGGAGGAAGAGAUCUCCCACCACCAGAGGGAACACUGGAGAGGAAGAGGAAAAGAGGUGUGUCUGUCCGCAUCAUUACUUUGUUGCAUUUUUACAGUAGCAUUGACUCACUUCAGGUCCAAACUUUGCCACCAUGGUAAAAUGUCUCGGAUGCAGGCUGGGCUCAGAAAUACCACCUGCUCAAAUGAGAAAUGGGCACAAAUUCAGAUCUGGCUCCACCUUCAGGAAAUGGGGAUAGUGCUAUCGGUGAGACUAGAAGAAAACUGGAAGCAAUUAUAUUCAUAAUCCUUCGAUCUGGUGGAUUUUAAAACAAAACUUAAUCACAGGCCGCUGCAUUGAGGUCUCUCGGUAAUGAACUAGCUCCGUGAUGGAUAGAGCAGUUGAUGGUUUGUACUUCUGUUCUCUUGUGCCACUUCACACACUGGCAGCUGUGCGAUGCUCCAGUUUCAUGGGCAGUUUUUGGACACAAACUGAGUCUCCUAGCAUACAGGGGGGAAUGUCAUUCUAUCCUCUCUUCCUUAUUUUAUUUUUUCCUUUGCUACUGACUCUGUGAAAUGGUGUGGUCUGGUGAGCAUUGCUUUUUUCGCGUUCAGUUCCUGACUCCUGUGCGGUGCUGAAUCAAGGUAUAUUCAAUCCCCUGCCUUAGUGCGUUUCCAACGCUGCUGUUGCUUUAGGUUGUGAAGAUGUUUUGCCAGUUUGCAAUCUUGCCUUCUUAUUUAUUUAUUUUUCUUUAAAUCGUGGCUUAUGUUUAAAAAAAAAAAAGUGCCCAUGAGGGGAAGCUAGCAGGUUGCGUUGAGAGUUAUGUUCUUGAGCUUUACAAGUUCAAGAAACGAUCUACUGGGGAUCAGAGUCAAGAACAAACUGGAAUUUGGGGCUGGGGAAAGAUUCUUUGGUUUAAAAAAAAAUUUUAGAUCUUGAUGUCUGAUCCUGGAACAAAUCAUUUUAAGUGACAACAAACAAAGCCUACCUGAAAAAGGACUGUUUGGAGCUCACAGAUAAGUUCUUGAAAGCGCAGCUGAUGUCUGUUAGGGAAGGAAAUCGACUCAAUUUGUGUAAGCAGAGCACUGCUCAAUUAGUUGCCUGGUGUGAAAUUUACUCGUGCACGGGGCCUAGACUAAAUGGGACUUAAUUGAUGCAAGGGCCUUGUACAUCUCUGCAUGCAGAGGGGGUGAAUUUCAACCCUCGUGCAUCACAAAUCACACUGCUGACCAGAAUUGGACGUGUACCUGCUCAAACCUGGAGUUCUCUGUAGUCCAACAUCCUGAGCUUGCUGGUGCGUUGCCCUGCUGAGGAGCUAGAAUUUUAGAAGCUCAUUUUGCAGAAAUAUCCUUUCCCUAGUACAUUGUAAAUAAUAGUCAAAGCUUUAAUCCACGUGCUCGUCUAAUAGGGAUAGUGAAGAAACAAAUUGAUCGCUACAGUGGCCUUUUGUGCCAGUAUAAAGAUCCAGGUAUUUAAGUAGAGACAUAUUUUUUUUCCUUUGCAAACACGUUAUUUCUGAAUAACAGACCUAGAAGCAUCAUGAAUCUCCCUUGGUCACUUUGAUCUUGUUUUCUCUCAGCAAGAAUAUACGAAGAGAGCAGAAAAACCUAAAUACGCUUCCUCUGUAACUGGGACAGUGAGAUCUGUAAAGUUCUGCUUCCAGCGUUUAAAGCACCUUGCUGAUUUUCUUUCCCCGCCUUGGCAGCCUUCAGAUUUAGUGCAUAUAUUGGUUGCUAUAGUGAACCUGAUCCUGACAGACUUUGUGCUUUUAAACAUAUGCCUAAACUUUCUAGUAUGGCACAGAAUUUGGCCACACAGACUCCACUGAAGCAGCUAAAUCCCUUGCAGCUUCUAGGUCCAAUCUUGCAAAGCUGUCUAACAAAAACUGAACAUACGAGGAAGGGCUUGCUGGAUUGGGCCCUACAUGGGAGCAAUCUGAGAGAACUAGGGCUGUUCACCAGUCCCAGCAGGAAUUAACACUUGUUCUAGUUAGGGUUACACUAUGGAAUUUGCUGAGAAGAUACCCUAGUGCCACCAUCUAUUUCCAGUUGAAGCAGCACCUCCAACUCCAGUUAGGUGCAGGCGAGUUAAACAUGCAGUGGAAGUUCGUGUGCUGUUCCUUUUAUUCUCCUUUUGCCACUCCUCUGUUGUUUCUUCUUCCUGUUCCUUUUUCCUUCCCUUUUCUUUAUCCUCUUCUGAACCUUGUACAUAACCCCCCACCGGAUUUCUGUUCAGUAGAGGGCUGUCUGAAACCCUGACCUCUAGUCUUCCCCAUGUGCAUGUAUUAAAUGAGUGUAAUGAACAUACCUAGAAUGACUUGUGUCCUGGCAUGAUAGUGGCUUUGUGAAAGACCCCCUAGUAAAACAUCUGUAUGGGGAGCCCCACAAUCUCCUCCGGUUUUAGUUUUGAUUGCACACAGUAACCUUUCAUGGGCAAUAUGUGAGAGGGAGCGUACAAAAAAGUUGCUGGCUAUGACCGAAAUUACAAUAGGCUGAUUUAGUUUCAUGGUCAAACAUGCAUCUAGCUCCUGGGAAUAAUGUAGUGUUCACUGAUAAUGAAAUGCUCGGCAAGAACACAAAUGCUGUGUGUAUUCUAGGUGAUUGCAUCUGUCAAUCCACUCGGUUUUUCUCAGUGCUCCUCACUAAUGAGAGGAGGGAGUGGAUGCAGACUUGUUGGGUAAAGAGCUCAAAAUACAGUCCAAAAGGUGCUGAGCUGCCGGUGCUGUUGGGGAUCAUCUGCCACGGCGCUUGCACUUCAGAGUAUUAAUUAUUUCAAGGCUUUUGUCAGUUCCCCCAAAUGGGAAUUCAACAAACGUAGAUCCCGUUUUCAAGGUUUACUAUUUUGAAAGUGAAGUUGCAGUGGCAAUAAACUUCAGUGACCUUGCUAGACCUCCGGAGGCAAGUUGAGACCGUAUCCUCUAGCUCAAAAUAUUCCUCGGAGAAUGCAGGCUGCAUGGCUAGCAUUGUGUACUGAGCCCUCCAUACUCCUCAAGGGGAGGACUGUUGUCUCAUUUCAAACUCCCUCGAAUCAAACUCCGUUGAUUCGUCAGCUCCCAGUCCACAAAGCCUGUCGGACCUCGCUCACAAUGGCCCGGUGUGACACGCCAUGGAGCCUAAUCUGGAGCACAGCAUAGUAAUUAAGGUAGUUGCCUGAGUCGUGUGACUGCAGCCCAUGGAAAAGGAGGCAUAACCGACGCCUUUUCCCUUGGUUUUUUGUUAUCCAGGAGUCCAGAUCUCUCUGCAUCUUAUUUUUUAGGAGGUGGGGUGAACCUUGACUGAGUCCUGGUCUAAGCCCAUGUCUCUGCUACAGCAGCACAGCCAUGGCAUGGGAGCUGUGCCGCUAGAGUGUAGACACUUCCCACGUCCAUGGUAGUGUUUUUUUCCCCUCCGCGAGAGGUGGUAGCUACAUCGACCCAGCUGCGUCAGCAGCGGGGGUUAAGGCAAACUAGCUUUGAUGCACAGGACGUGAAAUUUUUCACAGCCCCGAGCGAGGUAGCUGGGUGGAUCUAAUUUUUAGAAGCCGACCAGGCCUAAACACAGAUGUUACACUCCUUUAAAUAAAUCCAUUAAGCCCCUCCAUCGCCUUUAGUUAAACUAGCGCAGGCUGAUAUGUAAACUGAGCCUGAGACGUGGGUGAAUACUUUACCUUCAUGCUACUGCCUUCAGGGACUGCUGCUUCCAGACGGCGAACCCCCAGCACCCACCCCCAGUAACUGGCAUUAAAGGCAGAUUUCAGAGCUGCGUGUGGAAGGCACAUGCUGAUGUGUCCCUGCUGUCAAGCUCUCCCUUUUGUCAUCGGCGUAGGGACUCGUUUUCGUGUACAGUAAAGCAAGGCACUGCAGAUUUCCCUCACCACUGCAGUGUCUGCCAGCUCCAGCCUAGGGACGGCUCAGCCGUUUGCCCAGAAGAGAGAGAGCAGGGCAUGGAGGCAGGUGUUCUGCACCUGUUCUCUCCUCCAGGCUGCCUUGAUAUAUUCUUCAUCAGCUCCACAGUUCCUACAAGCCUGCUGCUGGGUCUUGGCAGCCAGCAGGGUUUGGAUGGAUGUGAAGGUGGGGAGGGGAGGCUGCACGGGGACUUCCUGCUACAAGAUCUGUUCCUGUGG
This is a messenger RNA of Trachemys scripta elegans, 5339 nucleotides long. RefSeq names its product KIAA0513 ortholog. The transcript is spliced from 10 exons. The record is from RefSeq and is a predicted model, not a curated record. Bases 274 to 1359 code for a protein of 361 amino acids. NCBI's taxonomy places the organism in Eukaryota, Metazoa, Chordata, Testudines, Emydidae.